UCGGAGACGAUCGCUGCCAGUGUUGAGAAGAAUACAGAAUCAAAUCAAAAUGAGCAAGUCCGAGUGGGAAAACAAUGAGGAAAUUAAAAUCUUCCGUGAAUAUCUGCGGAUGCCAACGAUGCAUCCAAAUGUAGAUUACACCGCAUGCGUGGAAUUCUUGAAACGUCAGGCAGCCAGCCUCGAACUGCCCGUAGAUGUUCUGUAUCCUGCGAACGAAUCCAAUCCCGUCGUGGUAAUGAAAUGGCUGGGAAAGCAGCCAGAGCUGCCAUCCAUUAUUCUGAACUCUCAUACGGAUGUUGUGCCCGUCUUCCCGGAUAAAUGGACUCAUGAACCCUUCAGUGCCGAUAUGGAUGACGAAGGUCGAAUUUUCGCAAGAGGCUCGCAGGACAUGAAGUGCGUUGGAACUCAAUACCUUGGAGCCGUUCGCGCCCUUAAGGCCAGUGGCUUCCAGCCAAAGCGUACUAUUUACCUUACCUAUGUGCCGGACGAAGAAGUUGGAGGUGUUCUUGGCAUGCGCGAGUUGGUCAAGGGUGAUUACUUCAAGAAACUGAAUGUUGGAUUCAGCUUUGACGAAGGCAUUGCCAGUGAGAAUGAAACCUACUCCGUUUACUAUGCUGAGCGGACUCUAUGGCAUCUAAAAUUCAAGAUCACGGGCACUGCUGGUCACGGUUCCCUGUUGUUACCAAAAACUGCAGGCGAAAAGCUGCACUACAUUGUCAAUAAGAUGAUGGAGUUCCGUGCGUCACAGGUGAAACGACUAGCUGAGGACUCAACCAUUGACAUUGGAGAUGUAACUACCGUUAAUCUCACAAAACUGAGUGGAGGUGUGCAGAGCAAUGUGGUACCACCCUUGCUUGAGGUGGUCUUUGAUAUUCGAGUUGCCAUAACUGUGGAUGUGGUCGCCUUCGAGAAGCAAAUUCGCGAUUGGUGCGAAGAGGCUGGAGGCGGAAUUGAACUCGACUUUGAGAUGCAAAACCCCUUUGUUGAGCCGACUAAGAUGGACUCGUCGAAUCUCUAUUGGGUGGCAUUUAAAAAUGCCUUAGACGAACUAGGUCUUAAGACUCGUUUCCGUGUGUUCCCGGGCGCAACAGACAGUCGCUAUAUUCGACAUGAGGGAAUCCCUGCCUUGGGAUUUUCGCCAAUCAACAAUACCCCAUUACUGCUGCAUGAUCACGACGAAUAUCUGCGUUCGGAUACCUAUCUGCACGGCAUUGGGGUCUACAAGAAACUCAUCGCUGCUGUUGCCAAUGUCUAAACGGAGAAAGAUUACGGACGACUAUUGCUGACUGCAUUUUCCAUUCCAUUUGACUGCGCACAUUAAAAAAGACUGUCUUUGAAUAUAGUUUCAACGCACGAAUUUAAACUGAA
Molecule: messenger RNA, 1368 nt
Organism: Drosophila grimshawi
Lineage: Eukaryota; Metazoa; Arthropoda; Insecta; Diptera; Drosophilidae
Product: aminoacylase-1A
Exons: 5
Coding region: 50-1255 (401 amino acids)
Biological process (GO): amino acid metabolic process
Cellular component (GO): cytoplasm
Molecular function (GO): aminoacylase activity
Source: RefSeq, a predicted model, not a curated record